AUGAAUUUCCCAGGAGGCUCAUCUGGCGCCGGCGCACCUACGCCCGGCUUUGGCCCUCAAGACCCGGGCGUCAAAGCUGUUCAAUCCGCCAUGGAAUCAUGCUACGGCAAGUCCGUCAUGUCAGGAGUCAUGGGAUUCGGCAUGGGUGGUCUUUUCGGCAUGUUCAUGGCUUCUAUGUCCUACGACACGCCCUUCGGCACACCCGUCACCAACAGCGCCGGCCAAAACAUCUCGUCUCUACCCCUCCGCCAACAGCUCAAGCACGGCUUCAAAGACAUGGGCACUCGCUCCUUCUCGAUGGCCAAGAAUUUCGGCAAGGUCGGCGCGCUCUUUUCCGGCAUCGAAUGUGGCAUCGAGGGCCUGCGGGCCAAGAAUGAUCUCGCGAACGGCGUCGCGGCAGGCUGCUUGACGGGCGGUAUUCUGGCCAAGAAUGCUGGUCCGCAGGCUAUGGCGGGCGGAUGCGUUGCGUUUGCAGCAUUUAGCGCCGCCAUUGACGCUUGGAUGAGACAGCCAAAGGAGGAGUAG
This is a messenger RNA of Metarhizium brunneum ARSEF 3297, 525 nucleotides long. It is a transcript of the gene tim22, whose product is annotated as Mitochondrial import inner membrane translocase subunit tim22. NCBI's taxonomy places the organism in Eukaryota, Fungi, Ascomycota, Sordariomycetes, Hypocreales, Clavicipitaceae. The record is from RefSeq and is a predicted model, not a curated record. Gene Ontology annotation, molecular function: transmembrane protein transporter activity. Gene Ontology annotation, biological process: protein insertion into mitochondrial inner membrane. Gene Ontology annotation, cellular component: TIM22 mitochondrial import inner membrane insertion complex.